GUUUGCCAUGACGGGUUCCACCUGGAACAGGCCUCGCGAGGGUCAAUCAAAGAAGUUGAGUACUCAUGCUGUCUAUCAGGUGCAGAAACUGGCUUUAAAAAACAGACGCACGAGUCCUGCCAGCAUUGCUUUAGAUGUUGCAGAAGCGGAAGGUCAUCUUGUCAGCGCUCAGACCAUACGCCACACAAUGAAACAAGUCCGUUUGCAUGGCCGUCGUCCCAGAAGAAAGCCUCUUCUGAAGCUGGCACACAAGAAAGCCUGCAAUUUUUUCAGAGGACAGUAAAUAUAAUACUGCUAUACAAGCAGCACAUUGACUACUCUAAAAUCUAUCUAAAGUUCAUUUCUAUAGUAUUGUCCCUUGAGAAGAUAUACGUACUAACAUGUUUGAUGAAAUGUGAGGGGUGUACUCACUUUUGUGAGAUACUCUUAAGUCCAUUAUAACCAGGACUUGGGUUGGAGUUACAUUUCUGAUAAUUUCUUCCAGUAUUUGUGAGUUGUUUUGGGCUCUGUCAGAGUUAAAUGAACUGAUAGAUGAGUAAACAUCGGGUUGCUUCAGUCCUUUAAAAGCAGUACUUGAUUAAGUCCAUAGGUCAGGAGUUUCUGAGGACUACAAGAACAGAUCUGGUGUCCUGCUUUAAUUAUUAACUUUCAGUGGUAGUGCAUAAAAAAUAGUGCAUAAGUUUAUAUUGACUAAUUGAAACACUGAUUUUUCUUACAAAUAUUAGUGUGAAAAAAACCUUCUAGUGCACUAUGUAAUCAACAAGCCUCAGUACGGAAAUGCAGGGUCUUGGAAAAAGCCAAACUCUGGCUCAUAGCUAGACUUCCAAAGUUAAUCCCAACCCACUUGUGAUUCCACCCUGGUUCAGUCUUUAAUGUUAAUCAGUGUUUUGACUGCCAAAGCACCGGAGCAGUCGCUUUGUCUAAACCACCAGAAAAAGCGAGGAAGGUGUUUGUGCAGAAAUGACUAUGGUCUGUUUGACUGAUUUUGAGCAAUAUGCCAAGCUGCACCUCUCAAAGUUAGCAUGGGACUAUUAUGAAGCCGGAGCUGAUGAAUGUACAACCAGAGAUGACAACCUGCAGGCUUAUAAACGGAUCCGCCUCAGGCCACGGAUCUUACGGGAUGUGUCGAUCAAUGACACUCGGACCACUGUGCUGGGAACGGAAAUAAGCUUUCCUGUGGGAAUUGCGCCCACAGCCUUCCACUGCCUUGCAUGGCAUGAGGGAGAACUAGCCACUGCUAGAGCCUCUGAGGCAGUGAACACCUGUUACAUAACCAGCACAUACUCCACAUGUUCAGUGGAAGAGAUCGCAGAAGCAGCUCCUAACGGGUACCGUUGGUUCCAGCUGUACUUGUACCGGGAGCGUAAGCUCUCGGAGCAGAUCAUACACAGAGUGGAGGCACUUGGCUACAAAGCUCUGGUGUUUACAGUGGACGUGCCCUACACCGGCAAACGCCGCAAUGACAUACGCAACCAGUUUAAGCUCCCACCUCACCUGAAGGUCAAGAACUUUGAGGGCAUGUUUCAGGACCAGGCAGAAUCCCAGGAGAAGUACGGGACCCCAGCUAAUACCCUGGACCCUGCGAUCAGCUGGAAGGAUGUGGGCUGGCUCCAGUCUAUAACCCGGCUGCCUAUAAUCAUCAAGGGCAUCCUUACUAAAGAGGAUGCAGAGCUGGCUGUAGAGCAUGGCGUCCAGGGAAUAAUUGUGUCUAAUCAUGGGGGCCGACAACUGGAUGGAGGUCCUGCAACAAUAGAUUGUCUGCCUGAAAUUGUGGAUACAGUGCAGGGCCGGGUCGAGGUCUACAUGGAUGGAGGGAUCCGCACUGGCAAUGACGUGCUGAAGGCCAUAGCCUUGGGAGCCAAAUGUGUGUUUAUUGGCAGACCAGCAAUCUGGGGUCUCGCUUACAAGGGGGAGGAAGGAUUGAGAGAGGUCUUGCAGAUACUACAGGAUGAGUUUCGUUUAUCCAUGGCGCUGUCAGGUUGCAGAAAUGUUGCUGAGAUCAACAGGAACCUCAUUCAGUUCUCCAAACUUUGAACAGCAAAAGGGACUCUUGUCAUUUCUACUUUAGCACAGAGAGCAGAGCACUGCAAAGGUCCACUUUAUCCACUAUUAAUACUAAAUGUAUUCAGGAAACUAUUGUUGCUUUAAGUCACAAGAAUGACAUUAAAGCAAAUGUUCACUGUGUCUGCAUUGUUUUAAUACAGUUUUUGUUUAUUAUGAACUGCUCUACAGAAAUUCCACAUUAUUUUGACUGAGAGUGAAUUAUUUUAGUACCAGAUGAAUCUCCACUCAGUAAUUAAGUAAUUAAGUAAUGCACAAAGAAAAUAAAGGUGUUUUUAUGAUUGUGGA
This is a messenger RNA of Pimephales promelas (fathead minnow), 2349 nucleotides long. RefSeq names its product hydroxyacid oxidase 2 (long chain) (gene hao2). Gene Ontology annotation, cellular component: peroxisomal matrix. The record is from RefSeq and is a predicted model, not a curated record. Lineage: Eukaryota; Metazoa; Chordata; Actinopteri; Cypriniformes; Leuciscidae. Gene Ontology annotation, biological process: fatty acid alpha-oxidation. Gene Ontology annotation, molecular function: FMN binding; (S)-2-hydroxy-acid oxidase activity.